Messenger RNA from Notolabrus celidotus (New Zealand spotty), 2210 nucleotides. RefSeq lists its product as uncharacterized. The record is from RefSeq and is a predicted model, not a curated record. Lineage: Eukaryota; Metazoa; Chordata; Actinopteri; Labriformes; Labridae. The transcript is spliced from 5 exons. Bases 140 to 1183 code for a protein of 347 amino acids.
GAACAUGUUAAGUUUGUCCCAGCUUGCUUUCCGUACUUAACAUACGUCACAACCAGGAGUUGUUUGUAUUACUUCACACACUUCAGAAGUGUUCGUAUCUUUAUCAAAAGUGCCGUUUUAAUUAUUAUUUGAAGCAACAAUGGGGAGUGCAUGCAGUUGCAUUGUUGCUUCGCUUUCUGCAUGCUCUUUGUAUUUAUUUUAUGUUCACAUUUACUCAUCACAUGCCGUGCUGAGACGAAAUGUACUCGAAAGCAGGAGGCUUCCAAGUCCAGUUUAUCUCUACCUAAAAUACCUGAUCAAAACUUUCACCCUGUGGAGGACAGGACACCUGAAGUCGCUCAUCACGGACAGCUGUGAGGUUGUGUACACGAUCAUAAACUGCAGGUGGGAGACUCCUCUGUUGAGAAGGUUCUGCAGUGCUGCAGGUUAUGGUUGGGAUUAUCCAGACACAGAGUUCAGAGACGUCCCCCUGUGCUUCCCAGAGUUCCUGUGUGGCAGGCUGCUGCUUAUGGCGAUCACUGAUGGGAAGUUCAGACUCAGUCCUGCAGGACUGGUUCGUGUCCACCAGAGUCUGAAAACCCUCGAGCCAGUCGAUGAACUGAAGAAGGGUCCGUUCAUGCUGCAGGUUCGAGUCCUGGAGUACCGGCAGCUUGAAGCAGGCGUGGAGGUGGACAUCUGUCUGUGUGCAACUUCUCGUACCGGGCGUCCAGUGUGGGAGAGUGUCCUGACGCUGCUGUCGGAAAAGAAGCUCCACAAAGAGAGCAGAAAUGAACUUACAAGCCGACCUGAUGAGCCUGUUCUAGAAAAUGUAAAGCAGGUAGAGCUACGAGUUCCCAGGUCUGCUGGCCUGCAGUGUAUAUGGUUCUGCUCUGACUUCUCCCCCUAUCGGCUCCUCAUUGCACCAGCCCGGCUCUUCUGUAGAAGUCAGACUUCCUCACAUCUCUGGAUGCUGUCGGUUUGUCUGGCUGAAAUAGAAAAGCACAAAGGGGUGGAGAUCAUCACAGCGCCUGUCAGCAUCACGGCCCAGUUUAAGGAUCCUCUGUCGGUACCAGGCAGAGUGACGCUCAGGUUCUGGGAGACGACCGAUGACCGGAGUCAGUCUUCUGCCCGAGGCCUCAGCUUUCACAUGCAACAGAGUGGAAGAAGCACAUCUCACAUGAUAGGAUCGAUUUCUCGGUCAUGAUUAACAAAGAGCGUUGAAAUUUAUAUCAAAACAAUAAGCUACUGAUGUGUUGUUUCUGUUUUACACUGUUUUUGCAACAAAAAAAACACAUGAUAAUAACAACAUAUGUUUUCCAGGCUAUGAGGGUAUUUCUUUUCUUAAUUUAUUUUUUCAUACUUUUGUUUUGAGUGAAGUUUAGCUCCCCCUGGGAUAAAACGAUACCUCUUCUCUCCUGGCUGGUCUUGUACAAACACAUGUCUCAGAAGUGCUAUUGAAGUAAAAACCUCCAGCUGCUUCUUUGAACAGUCAAGCACACCACUCAGUGUUCAUCCAUGUUGUGAAAAAUAUCAAAAAAACGGCUCUUUCUGCAGCGUGCUGAAAAUCACUCCUCUGGUAUUCCCCCAGCAGCAGGUUCAGCCAUUGAAAAUACUGUAGCUCUAUAGAAAUGAUCAGUCUUGGAUCUAGUUGUUUUUGUAGAGGGGGUAGUAUUAAUUUCAAUCUGUUUCAUAACCAGCUUAAAAAAAAUCUACAUACACUCUUCAAAAUAGUUGAAUACACUGCAAAUUUAAAUUAAAUCCUGUAUUUAAAAAAUGCAUUGUUUCUUUUUUUGUUGAUGUAAAAAGUGUCUUCAGAUUAUUUGAAUGUAAUAAUAAUUAUGUCGUAUUUGAAAAUAUAACUUUGAAAAUGCAAUGACCUCUGACAAUACCAAAUGUCUGUGACUACAAUAAAAAAAAUUACAUUGUGAAAUGAAAAUAUGACACUUCCAGGUUUGUAUGACGAGUUAAAUGCCACUGUAUCCAUUUUGCAUUCAUUUCUGAUGAGCUACUUUGUACGUUGUAAAUUAUGACUAAAUGUUAAAGUGGCUUUGAGGAGUCUUGUUUGAAACAUUGUUGAUCUUGUCCUUUACAUGCACAGCAGUAUGUCUGAUAUAAAUGUCACCCUGCUUUCAUUUAACAACAAGCUGUUGAUAAUGUGAAGAAAGACUGUUUCUGCAGUGUGCUGUCAUGCAGCAGUUUCAGGCAUAAUAAACUGAAGUAUAGAAAUUGUU